Molecule: messenger RNA, 693 nt
Organism: Protopolystoma xenopodis
Lineage: Eukaryota; Metazoa; Platyhelminthes; Monogenea; Polystomatidea; Polystomatidae
Source: the annotation of a GenBank genome assembly
AUGGGCAAAUAUCCUCGAGGUCUCAUGAUCACAGGAUUUGAGCCAGUCGCACUGGAUCGAUCGUUAGACACGGACUCGAACUUGCGAUCCGCGGACGACAGAAACCUAAAGAAUUGCAAAUGCUCUGAGCUCACUUCACUGUCCCUCACUGUCCCAAUGGGAUUCAAUUGGGAUCGUGAUGAUCAUAGCGAUGCCACCGUUCCGCUAUUCAACAAAGUUAGUCAAAGGUUGGCAGAGCAUCGAGACUACCAGAGGGGAUUGCAAUUUCGACCUCACCCGGAUCUCAUCAGCGUCCCCCUGCAGGACUCGAACCUGUUACGUGGUAGUGCAGCGAAUAGUCUUGAUAUGUUAACCACUAAGCAACAUUUCCACGGGUCCUCUUGGGCUACGGGGCGAUCUGCGUCCGCAGUUGGGACGGAAGAGUCCCUGAGCUGUAUCAUUUCUGCGAGUCCGCAAGCAAACAUAGUCGAAUUCAGCUCCUGUUCGGCCCAAAGCCUCCUUGGUCCAAAAUACUCGGAACAAGUCCACAUUUUUCUCCUGUUUCUCCCUUCCUCCCCUCUCUCCAUCUCUCCUUUGCCCGCUCAUCUCUGCACUUCCAGCUCUCUCUCUCUCGCGCGCGCGAGCGCCCUAUCGCGUGCUCGCUUCUGCUCCCUUCACUUGGUCACUUGGACACUUGGACACUUGGCCGGCUAA